This is a messenger RNA of Solenopsis invicta (red fire ant), 369 nucleotides long. Its product is annotated as protein MNN4-like. Lineage: Eukaryota; Metazoa; Arthropoda; Insecta; Hymenoptera; Formicidae. The transcript has a single exon. The coding region runs from base 1 to 369 and encodes 122 amino acids. The record is from RefSeq and is a predicted model, not a curated record.
AUGGAAAAAAAGAAAAGAGAAUUAAGGAAGACUCUGAGAAAACUAAAGAAAAAAAGAAUUUACAGAGAAGAUUUUAUCGCAAAGAGAAAGGAAUACAAAGAGUGGUGCAAAAAGCAGAAGAAGAAACACGAACAGGCAGAAGAAGAGGAAAUUCAAAGGAUAAAGAAUGAGAAAGAGACGUCGAAAUACAUUAAUAACUACGGAAAGAAAAGAAAGGAGGAGAUAUGCGACAACAUAAAGAUGGAAGAACGAAGAAAUUAUUUCAUAGGACUACUUGAAGGAACACAGGAAAAGGAAUUCAACAUAGGCGAACAAAAAAGAGAUACAGGCACGACGAGGGAGGAAGAACCAAAAGACAUAAAAAGAUAG